AUGGCGACCCCAAGCAACGGCAACACCGCGCAUUCGAUUAUCCCCGCCCCCCUUACAACAAACGAGCAGCACAUAUGCUUCAUCUGCCUAUGCACAGACGUCGAUACCCCGAACGCAGUAUGGGUGGACCCUUGCCCGUGCAGCCUUGAGGCGCACGAAGGAUGCAUGCUUCGCUACAUCGGGGAGAUGGAAACGACACGACGGCGGUCAAAUAAAAAUCCUCUAGCGUGUCCGGCCUGCAAGGUGCCCUUUAUCAUCGAAGAACCGUACGACCGAUUCCUCGCUAUUAGAGACAACCUAUACCGCCGGUACAGCCGCGCGGCGCCCGCCGUGCUCGGGUCAUUCGUAAUCGGCGGUGGUUUCGCCGGCGCAAUGUGGUAUGGUGGGACUGCGGUCAGCAUAUUUGUCGGCCGCGACUCGUUUAUCCGCUGGCUCGAGGGAGGAGGGCGCCAACGGCUGCCCUCAACCCUGAUCAAGUUGGCGACCCUGUCGGCCAUCGGUCCUGGGCUGUUGAUUUUUAGGUGGCUCCCAUCGCUGGGGACCGUCCUCCUGCUGCCCUUCUCCGUCCUCUACGGCGCAACUCUUGUCGCGCAGGACAAUCUUCCCACAUGGCCACCCUCGCCCCAAUGGGCCAUGACCCUUAUGCCGGUUGUGCAACUCAGCUACUCUUACCUCUUGCACGACCUCUUUGGGCCGCUGGAGCGGCGUCUAAACCGUACCCUGCGUGGGCUUCCCGCGACGGAGGACGAGGCGCAACCGGAAGCCAGGCUCGCCCCCAAUAGGCCUGCCGCCCGCCACGAAGAGGAAGCUGAUGGCGUCAGGGGCGCGUGGGCUAACCUCACUCGCGCCGUCCGCGGGCUAUUCGGCGAUGAUGUCGAUGACGCUGCUGACGAGCCUCCUGCCGUUGACUGGCAAGUACAGCAUCACUUGGAGGUGAGGAUAGGCGGCGGGGGUGGUGGAGAUAAUGGCGACGAUGACGAUACGGACGAGGAAGAUAUCAGAGACGCUCUAGGCGAGGCAGAUCAACAACGGCGUGAUGUUCCCCAGGAACCACAACCCCAGCCACAACAGCAACAACAACAGCAACAGCAACAGCCACCAGCUGCUCAACAACCGGCGGCACAGGCAGCCGGAAACCAGAACGAGGAGGGUGGCAAUGGGGGCGGUAAUGGGGGCGUCAAUGCAGGGGCCGGCGAAAACAACAAUGACCCGGCCUCGUUCUUCGGCCUCAUAAUUAACAGCGUUGUCACGUCCCUUCUCUUCCCCGCCAUCUCGUACGGCAUGGGUGAGCUCAUACGCGCCGUCGUCCCCAAGGGCUGGGUGUCACCGUCUCGUUCCUGGCGCAGCAGGACGCCCCCUGGGUUGCUACAACAGCGCUGGGGUCGCAGCUUGGCCGGCGGGUGUCUCUUCGUGGUGUUGCGGGAUGCGCUCGCGCUAUAUACCAAGUACCGGCGGGUACAGGUGCGGAUGAAGAGGAAGAUCAAGAAUGUGGAGAGGAAAGGGCAGGCCAAGACCCAGGGGGGAAGACCGUGA
Messenger RNA from Chaetomium globosum CBS 148.51, 1533 nucleotides. RefSeq lists its product as uncharacterized. NCBI's taxonomy places the organism in Eukaryota, Fungi, Ascomycota, Sordariomycetes, Sordariales, Chaetomiaceae. The record is from RefSeq and is a predicted model, not a curated record. The coding region runs from base 1 to 1533 and encodes 510 amino acids. The transcript is spliced from 2 exons.